Messenger RNA from Bipolaris victoriae FI3, 507 nucleotides. RefSeq lists its product as hypothetical. Lineage: Eukaryota; Fungi; Ascomycota; Dothideomycetes; Pleosporales; Pleosporaceae. The transcript has 2 exons. The record is from RefSeq and is a predicted model, not a curated record. The coding region runs from base 1 to 507 and encodes 168 amino acids.
AUGGAGAAACACGUCAACAAAACUUCCGAUGGCCUCGUUGCGCGAGAGAGAGACCAGAAGAUUACGAAUCCCCUUACUGGUCGCUUGGUCGCUUUGAGUUGCGGCGCAAGUAUCUGGCUAUGCGGUACUGGGCUUAGCACCAUCGGGUUGGCGAUGCAAGAACAAAGCCACAAUACCCUGUUAAGAUACUGGCAAGAUCUUGUGGCUGGUCCAGUACAGCGGUUGUCCAGCGCUGUCUUGGCUGGAAGCAUAGCCUUGUGUAGCGUUGGGUAUGUGACGGCAUGUAUGAUAGCGUAUCAGCGAGAUCCAAGUUUUAUCACAGUCACGACCGCAACUUGCAUCGCUGCAGUCUUUGUCGAAGGCUUGUGGAAUGGGCUCCAUGUGAGCUUCAUGGAAAGGCUCGCAGUCGUGAUGCCGUUAGCUAUUAAUAUCGGUGUUACCUUGGCGUUGAACCGUCAAAGAACUCCAAAGUCCCGGAAUGUACAGAUAGUUGGCGACAAGGCAUAG